CAUACCGUCCCAAACCAUGGAACCGUUCGUCUAAGCCAGUUUACCUUGACAUAUUUACAACGAAACGGCCGUGCAACGCAUCGCGUGCUAUACGCAUCAAACGUGACGAAUAAUAAUUUACUUCCCCAAAACUGUACCAGCAAACGGAUACGAUUUGGCGGCACCGUCCUAGCAGGGAAUGAUUUUAAUAACCAAACACUAACAUUACAAAUGUUAAUUAAGUAACUUUGUGAUGCUGCAAACUUUAAUCCCAAAUAGCGAAGCUUCACAAGCAGUUUGAAAGCUACACACCUUCAUUCAUUAAGUGUCUAAGGGUGUUGUCUACAUUGUUGUUCAAAAUUAAUAAUAAUGAAUAAUCGCUCGUAAAAAUGCCAUUCAUUACACGUGGACCAAAGCUAUCUGAUGUUUAAAGUUAUAAGAAAUAUUUUUGCACAAAAAAAAAUUCCGAACCAUUCUACCGAUUAUGGUCACGUUUUCGCACAGUUUCUCAUUUCAUGGUUAAUAGCUACCCUUUUUCCGUUAGCUCAGCAGCACUUAUUAAAAUCGUUCCCAAACUCGUGGCUCUAAAAGCUUUCAUCGUGUCAAAUCGACCCGUUUAGAACAGGUGCCAUAGAUCGAUCAGAAUGUGCAAGUACCGGACUCAUCCAGUGCCAUAAUUAAACUGACCCACUGAGGCCACCCUCUAUGAAACGUUGCAGGGAAGCAGGUGAUAUGGCCCUCCCGACACGGUAUCAGUGUUGAUGUGCAAAUGAUGGUAGAUUCGCGAUGUGUCGUGCUCAUGGUACCGGACACCGGAACACCGAAAGUACCCCGAUAGUAAACCGCGAUACAAGUGGGUAGUUUAAUAAUUUGCCCAGUACGCGAUGUUUCUCGCGACCGGAUAUUAGCAACAUGUGCUGUCGGGGAACAUUCCGAGAUGAUCGGGACGUAUAAAUAGCAAAUAUUCACGGUAUGCUGUACGACAUUCGUUCCACUGGGCUUUGGUGCAACUGUGCUGUGGAAGUACGGCACCACUGAUUUGGGUGCACAACUUAGUACGUUGUGACACUUGAUGAGUACGAACGGGUGUUAGUAAGUAGUUCAGUGUUGCCAGUGAGAGUUAAAAUAUGAAGUGCGUAUUGCGUGGUGUAUUGCUUACCAGCGCUACUUUGCUGCUGCUGGGUCAAGUUGCGUGCGGUCUUUCCCUAAGACCUCGCCGUGACCUUGUGGAGACGGGUAAGGCAAUAGUGCUCCAGGGUGUCUCCAAGCUGAAGGAAGCGCUUGACCACGGUGUCAACAUGAAAUCGGAGGGAAAACGUUCUAUAGAUCUGUUUGGAUUUAAAUUCGGUGGCGGGUCAAGCGUAAACACCGGUUUCGGUGAUGCUGCAAAUGAAGAAGCUUCGGAAAAUGAGGACGACCUAGUGCGCCGUCGACGGAGUAUAGAUGUGUUGAAAGCUGCCUAUGCCGUUAGUCUACUACCGCAGUCACCUUCUGGCACGAAUGUCAACAUCGUAAAGGUUAGCUCGGUGUCGAAUGUCAAUAAUUUUGGGGAAUUGCCGGUAGCUGAACCGGGAACAACGGCUGCUCCACCAGUAGCCGAAAGACGUCGCCGUUCCCCCGAUAUGGUACAGAUGGCCGGUUUCGAAAAGCAAACGUACUCGGUAGACAGUGAUAUCCGAGCUAAUCAGAAAGUAAAAACGCACGAAACGCUGGAAACAGUACGUGCUGGUAGCCGUACGUUAGUAAGGGAAAAUUCAGUUCGAAACAAGAGGACUCCUCAGUCAGAGGGAGAAGAAUCUGAAGAUCCUCCGCGUGGUCCGCCACCAAAGGGUCCACAUGGACGGGGUCCACCACCAUGUCGUAGAGGUCCGCCACCAGAUAAGGAGGAAGACACAACCAUGACCACAGCCACAGUAGAGCGACGUAAACGAGAAACGAUCGCGCAGCUGGACAUCGAACACCGCAGAAAACGAUCACCGAAGGGACCUCCGGAAGGUAUGAAGCGUGCUUCGUGCCGUGGUGGAGGUGGGCAAAAUACAACUCCUCGUACUGAAGAAGUGCGUAGGAAGCGUGAUACGUCUGACCAAAGCAGUGACUACAGUGAGCACAGCGGAUCGGAAUCGGCGGAAUCGCAAGAACAAGGAAAGGGAAGCUCGCUUAAAAUGCAGCGCAAUCGGCGCCAGGCAUUCGGAGGUGGUAGUGAAAUGUCCGGUAAGGUAGGUAGCUGGUUCGAGCAGCUUGCCGGUGUGUUUGUCGAUACGGUCAAGAAGGUGGUUGAUGUGACGAAGAAGACUUUUAACAGGGGACAAACUGAACCUUAAUCGGUUUCUGAACUGAACUUAACGUAUGCAGUCUCGUUCCCGGUUGUCGUCUCUGCGUUGCGAUGGUGUGAUUUGAAAUGGAAUCAAACGUAUUGUUCCUAUGUUAUAUGCUAAAAUGUUGUUUAAUAAAGUUAAAGAAGUAAAACAGUAUAACAUUCAAA
This is a messenger RNA of Anopheles funestus (African malaria mosquito), 2461 nucleotides long. RefSeq lists its product as uncharacterized. Bases 1107 to 2300 code for a protein of 397 amino acids. Lineage: Eukaryota; Metazoa; Arthropoda; Insecta; Diptera; Culicidae. The transcript is spliced from 3 exons. The record is from RefSeq and is a predicted model, not a curated record.